CGUGUACUGUGUGUACGACGUACAUGUAUGUGCACGUACUACUGUAUGCACAACAAUACAAUGUGCACUAGUGUAUGCGAUAUGCGUACAUGCGUAGAUUGACGAUAUGGAGAGUGAAAAUGGCGGUUAAGGGUGCCCAAUAUCACAAAAUUUGACCAUUUUCUCCAAACCAAAUUCGAACAAGAUGGCGAGGGAUGAUUUCUUCCCAUCCAAGGCACAGACUGGAUUCGUCCAGUUCGACAGGGAAGGCUGGAGGAAGACCGAGGAUGACUCGUUCGACAAGCAGCACAGCCCCACUGGCGGGAGCGACAGCAGCCUGCCCAGCGCCACGGAAAACGGCGACGAUAAAGUGAUUCACUCGGGACACUUUAUGGUCAGCAACCCCCACAAAAUCAAGCACAAGCACAACAGUGGUGGUGGCAGCAAAGUUGGCUACAAUUUCGACAAUGCGCCAACAGAGCCGAGCUCCAGCUACCAGUUUUUGGAGGUUGACGGGACGGGUCACUCCGAGAUUGAUGUCUCGUUUUCCAAGCUUUUUGAGUGCAUGAGUUUGGCCUACACGGGGGCAAAGCUUGUUUCCCCCAAAUGGAAAACCUUCAAAGGAAUGCGGCUGAGCUGGAAGGACAAGAUCAGAUUGAACAAUGCCAUCUGGAGAGAGUGGCACCAACAGUUUUGUAUGAAGAGGAAGCCGGUGGUCUGCCAGUUUGCCUUCCCUUUGGCGGACAACACACACAGUGCCCCUCGGGCUGUGGUGCUUGAAGGCAAGUAUUGGAAGCGAACUCUCAGCACAGUGAUCCGGGAAUACCAGAAGUGGAGGAUCUUCUAUCGCAAGUUGCAUUCUGCUUCACACGAUGGCAGAUCGGAGUAUCACGACGAGACAGGGUCAGUCUUGGACAGAGUAGUACAGGACUUUGGCCUGAGCCAGUCCCCGUCUCCCCAGCCCAUGAUCCUGGACGAGGAGGCCUUACUCUCCGAGUUCAACGACACUCUCUUCUCCAGUCUCAGCCAGAACCCGUUCCCUUUCCCCUUACCCCGGGAACUCUUUCACGUCGGCGUCAAUCCAGACAUUAUCCAGCCAGGCUUGAUCCAGCUGCAGCCCAACUUCUCAGAAACAUUGGACACUUUGCCAGAUGCUAACAUCAGGCCAGCCAAUACCAAUAAUGGCUCCCUACCCCAAGGAACGUUUGUCUUCUCCGGCAAUCGACUGCAACAACAGGCACAGGCAUUGUUGGUACAAGAAGUUGAAGCUUCAGAGAUUACAGAUGCAUCUGCCUUGUUGCAGCAGCAACAACAGCAGCAACAACAACAGCAACAACAGCAGCAACAGGAGCAGCAGCUCCUACCUGUCGCCGACACAUAUGAGGACACUAUCAACCAACUUGGUCAUGCAUCGGUCAACGUACAGGCCAACCAGCAACAGGAAGUUUUGUCGGUGCAAUUGCACCGGCAAAACAGCCUGCCGCAGUCACUGCUGUCGCAGCCCGAGACGAUACAGCAGCAGAUGCAGCAACAGUCACUGCAACAACAGCAGGAGUCCUUACAGCUGCAAAUUCAACAGCAGCAGCAACAGCAGCAACAAGAGUCCUUGCAGCUGCAAAUACAGCAGCAGCAGCAGGAGUCACUGCAGCAGCAAAUGCAGCAGCAGCAAAUGCAGCAGCAACUGCAACAGCAGGAGACCAUACAGCAGCAGAUUCAGAGCGGGAGUGCCAUCAGCUUUCCGCUGCUGCAACAGGCUGAUAACAACACUGUGACACUAAACAAUAUCAUUGCCGCUGCCUCUUCGUUACAACGUCAACAGCUUCAACAGCAGCAACAGCAGCAGCAGGUGCCAGUGAACACAGACUUGCAGCAGGUGGUUACAUUGCAGGUUGGCGUGCAGCCAGCUGACCAACUCCAAGCAUCGGUGGCUGGAGUGGGACAAACAACCACCGUUCAGGAGCAAUCAAACAGUAGUAACAUAACUAUCAACCAGUUGACACAGCAACAACAGCUUUUGUCAGGGAUGAACUUCAUCUCAGUGGAUCAGCUUGCUCAGCAGCAGCAACAGCAGCAGCAGCAGCAGCAACAACAGCAGCAACAGCAGCAGCAGAACCUAACAACUAUUCAGAACCUGUUGGCUAAUGCCCAGAGCCAGCAGCAGUUGCAGCUGGGGUCCAACCCUCUAUCUGUGGAAGACACUCAGGCUGCCUUCAAGCUGCUGCAGGCCGUUGCUACGCAGGUGCCCAACCAGACCCAGUCGCUGCUGCAGCAGCAACAGCAGCAACAGCAGCAGCAGAGCAUCAGCCAGAUCACGGCCAUCUCUAACAGCAAACCCGUAGCCACGCAGGUGUUUAGACAAAACGUACUCACCUCCAACACCAUCAUACAGCAGCCAGUGCAGCCGCAGCCGAUCAAGCUACAGCCUGCGAUAUCUCAGCAGCCGGUACCCAUCAGCCUGUCCAGGGCCAGUGAUCACCAGGACUCGGCCCCUGCAACCAAGAAGGCAGGUGCAUCCAGGACAAGCCCCAGCUCUUCGAUGAAGAUCUCCCAGAUGGGAGCCAAGCCUAAGACUCAAGUGAUACGGCCCAAGCAGCCGGCGAAGAUAGCGCCUGCUCCUCCUGCUCCCUCCAGCUCCAGCAUCACUGGCGGGCUCACCGGUAAUGCUGCACUACUUACCCAGCUGCUGACACAAGUGUCUUCCAAUACAGGUAGCAUCCGGCCCCAGACUACCACUGAUAUACUGUCUGCAGCGUCGACCAGUAGCGCAGUCAUGUUCCACCCAGUGAAAACCGAGUUUCCCGACAACACAUCACAACAGUGCACGAUGUCCGACAUCACGGCUAGCAUAUUUGCCCCCCAGUCUACGUCACUUCCCACCGCCACCACGUCAACGACGCCAUCAUUCAGUGCCAUCUUCUCCAACAGGGAGACGUCGGACGGUGCUGGCCCAAGUUCCUUUGUUUCGGCGCCUGAUUCCCCAGUUUUCUCCCUUGGAUCCUCAGCAUCUUGUUCUGAUCCUAUGAAGAAAGACACCCACAUUUCUGCUGAACAGAAAAGAAGAGUCAACAUCAAGUCUGGUUUUGACACGUUACACAAGCUCGUACCGUCGCUGAGCCAAAACCCCAACGCUAAAAUCAGCAAGGCAGCCAUGCUACAGAAAGCUGUCGAGUACACCAAGAAGGUUCAGGCCGAGCGAGCCAAAGUCAAGGGUGAGAUGGAUUUACUGCAGCAGGAAGUCAACGGUCUGAAGGCAUCAAUCAACGAAAGCCAAAACCAACUUCCAGCCAGCGGUGUUCCGUUGUCAAGACAACGAUUUGAUCACAUGAGGGACAUAUUUGACGACUACGUCAGAGAACGGACGGGGCACAAUUGGAAGUUUUGGAUUUUCAGCAUGAUAAUCCGGCCCCUGUUUGAGUCCUACAACACGUCGGUGUCGACCACCAACAGCGAGGAGCUGUGCAGAACGGUCCUCACCUGGCUGGAACAACACUGCUCCCUGCUUGCCCUCAGACCCACUGUCUUGUCUUCCCUGACGUUACUUGGUCGCACCACGUCCAUCCUGACCAACCCAACAGAGGUACCCCAACAAGCUGCGGAAGCCGUCAGCAAGAAAACCGACGCUAGCGGUGGGGACAAGUAAGAAAUGGCAACUCUCUCGUCAAACAAAAAUGCUCCCUUAACCCUAACCCUCCAGGGUAUGUUUGCUAGAACGUAACACCAUGCAAGACUUGACUAAGUGACAAGCCUGCCAAAUGUAGCAAGAUCCACCAGGGGAAAAAUCUCAAGGCCA
Molecule: messenger RNA, 3769 nt
Organism: Patiria miniata (bat star)
Lineage: Eukaryota; Metazoa; Echinodermata; Asteroidea; Valvatida; Asterinidae
Product: daxx-like protein
Exons: 17
Coding region: 185-3619 (1144 amino acids)
Biological process (GO): regulation of transcription by RNA polymerase II
Cellular component (GO): nucleus
Molecular function (GO): RNA polymerase II cis-regulatory region sequence-specific DNA binding; protein dimerization activity; DNA-binding transcription factor activity, RNA polymerase II-specific
Source: RefSeq, a predicted model, not a curated record